Messenger RNA from Notodromas monacha, 1100 nucleotides. Lineage: Eukaryota; Metazoa; Arthropoda; Ostracoda; Podocopida; Cyprididae. The record is from the annotation of a GenBank genome assembly.
AGCUUUCGAUUUCUUCGCUGCUGACCUAAAAAGAAAAAAAUAUUCCUGACACAAAUCGGUUCGUUUUUGCCAGUCUAGACUGACAUUUGAAUGCCACGUCGCGUUGAAGAAUACUUGAUUUUUGAAAAAAAAUCGAAAACUUUUAUUCAGUAUAAGAAAAAAAUGACGCCAAGUGUGUCGAUGACGCGGGGAGUGUUGCAAGUGUUAUUUCUACUAAUUGGCAACGUGUUGCUAAUUCAAGUUGCCAAAUCGUCUGCGUUUCCAACCUCGAAUAUCAAGUUGGAGGAUUUCCAAGAGCGACUUUUGCAGCAAAAACAAGAGGAGACUGUGAAUUUUAACAAAGAGAAUUUUGCGGACUGCUUGGUGGAAAUCGGUCACAACGUUCUUAAUGAAUCGGACCGGUUUUCUUCGCAUGACAGUCGGGAUUAUGGAUCUCUGAUGAGCAAGCAGCCGUGCGUCACAGCGAUUAUGGAUCAGCAUCACCAAUCAUUGAAUUCUUCAGAAAUCAGCAGCGAAGACUCGUCGUCAGGAAACAGCAGUGCAUCAUCGCUUGCAAAUAAUCGCGUAGGUCGGCAAAGUGCUUCUGAAAUGUAUUGCCUAUUUUGUCCUGCUGAAAAGCCCGAGGAUUUGUACCGCAAUUUCGCCAAAUGCUUCACCGGCUCGGAUCCUGUUUGCUGCUCUUGCAUCUUGUUUGCAUCUGUCAACUUUGCUCUCACGGUGGUUUCCUUCAUGGGCUGACAACGUUUUUUUUUAAGUUCCUUUUAGCUUAUUUCAACAAUAUAAAAAUCAAGUCACAUACAGCAUGUCAGCUGACUGAAAGACUUUUCAAUUGCAAAUGGUAGUCGUAUUAUGCUAUCGCGUGGAACUAAUCGAGAUGAAGAUUUGAUUUUAGUUUUACGAACUGAGAAAAGCCAAUUUAAGUAUUUAAAUUCUGUCUUUGAGUUUUCUGAGAGUUGCUUGUGGAAAUGUCUGAUAUUUACAAAGAUUUUUGAGAAAUGAUAUCAUAAAAUUUUGUUUUCUGAGAGUUGCCUGUGGAAAUGUCUGACAUUUACAAUGAGUUUCGAGAAAUGAAAUCACCAAACUUGAAAAAUCUUGAAAAA